AAAAAUAACACUUCUUUGACAUAUUAUUUGUAACAGCAAGAAUACCAUCCCAAAAUAUCACUUAUUAUAGACUACGGCUAAAAGAGGCAUAAGCCACAGCUAUAAAUGAUAAUGUAAAUAUCCGUUUCCAUCACGGUUUCCAUGACCGCGGACUACGAAAACAAAAAUUUUAUUUAAGGAGUUGCAAUCAUUAUUAUCAAAGAGAAUUAUAAUUAUUAUUCUCUUUGUUGCAAAUAGUUGCAAUACGCUUGUCAUUGUUCUGAGUGCAAUACAGUGCAACACCUUUGUUAUUUUUUCGUUGAAAUUAAAUAAAUACUUAGUGGUAAAGAUUUUAUUCAAAUUCUUUUGUCUUAAUUUCGUGUGAAUUCGUAGAAUGAAUAAAAGAUAUUCAAUUGUGGCUUGAUUAUGUGUAAAUGAAUUGGUGACACAAUGAGUUUUAAUGUUGAUGAUCCACUUGCUGGAAUUCUUAGCGAUGGGAGCGAUGAUAGUUUCUUUGAUGAUGACAUAUUAGGGAAGAAAAAGCCGACAAAGGCAAAACCUUUCGCAAGCGGAGAAAAAAAAAGUUCAUUAUUUGAUUUGGAGCAAACUGAAAAACCGGCAGAUAAACCUGCAACAGCUUUAGAAGGUAAGAAAGAUACUCCUUUUGACUUUGAUAAGGCAUUCACAGACGAAUUAAGGCCGCAAACGUCAGGUAAACCAUUAGUUUCUAAAGAUUCAAUAAAGUUUCAGUCCUCUGACUCUAAAAAAACAGCUUUGGAUGUCAAUAAAUCCCCAGCUAAGACUAAAGGAAGUACGAGUGCUGAUAAACUUGAUUUCCUUAACACGCCAAAGAAGGAAACGAAAGUUCUGGGGAAAGGAAAGAGUUCUCAAUCGCUGCUAGAUGACAUUUUAGGCGAACCAACUACAAAAGCAAAAGAUUCAAUCCAAUCGAGGCCAGGAACAGCAGCAAAAGGUGAUUUCGACUUAGAUACAUUUUUAGGCAAAAGUGAUACAAAAUCAGCACCUAAUAAAAAUACCCAAAAACAAAACACAAAGCCUGAUAAGACAAAAGGCGAACUGGCACCACCAAAAAAGAAAUCAAGCGAAGACUGGUUAGGUAUAUUUCAAGAAGAGGAAGAUGAUAACGAUAAUGCCGACGCUGGAAUGCCAUCAUGGUUGGUAGGUGGUGAUACCAAAAAGAAAAAGAAAGAAAAGCAGCCUGAAAAGAAACAGACACCAAAAGAAGAAGUUAAAGAAAAAGUAGUUGAAGAAAAAUCUGAGAUAGAACCUGAGAAAGAUACAGUAGAUGCGAAUAUACCAAAGAUGCCACAAGCAGUUUCUGUAGCGAUAAACCCGGUAUUACAAGGGAGUAGUGAGGAUAUAACAGCGGAGGGAGCGGCGUUGUAUUUGCAACAGCAGCAAUCUCAGUUAAUGGUAGCGAUGCAAUUGAAAGCGCAAGAGGAAAAACUCGUAGCUAUGCAAAUGCGGCAGAAGGAGAGCCAGCGCGUGCAGCGAGAGGCAGCGUUGGCGCAUCACGAGCAAUUAGAUGCAAUGUUACGAAAGCAAUCCGAGAAUAGGCAGCAAAUGCAAGCUAUAAUUGCAGCGCAUCAAGAAAGAAUUACGCAGAGGAUAAAAGCUCUACUAAGUACGCAAGACGUAAAUAGUGAAGACAAUAACAAUCCUAACGAAAAUUAUGAAAAUACUGGAAUGGAAACCAGAGAAACACCUCACAAUAGGGAAAGAAAACAGCUGUUACAAUUAGUUCAAUCUCUGCAAGAGAAUCAUGACAAAGAGAUCGAUUUAAUGGAGACGUCUUACAGACGACAACUGGCAUUUCUAGAAAUUUCGCUCAAUCAAUCCGAAGAACGGAUGAAAGAGGAAGGCGAUAAGUUGGUUAAAUUUUAUACGGAGAAGAUCGGCUGGCUAGAAGAGCACCAUCAUUUGUACAAGAAGUUGACUGAAGACAAUUUGACUGCAUUAACCGAGCGGCAUAGAGCUGAAAAUGAAAUGUUAAGGCAACAGCACUUAGAUAAUGUUAAAAUUCUACAAGAACAUUACGCAGCCCUCAUGGAGAAUAUAAAAACCGCUGUAAAGCAAGAACAAGUCCUCAUACAAGAUUCUGCAGGAUUUUCGUCCAACUUACAAGAAUUAUUGAUAGACGUAAAAGAAAAUAAAUCUCAGUGCCAAUUGCUUGUAGAUAAAGUUCAUUCGUUAGCUGAGAAUACUCAACGAGAUACAGAAAAGAAUUUGCAAGUUAGAGAAACUCAAAUUAAUGAAAUGAUACAGCAAUUGAAAAAAGAAAGGGACAAUUUUGAAACAGAGAAGUUGGAAAAUAGGGAAUUGAUCAAAAUGUUGGAGACCAGACUGAAACAAAUGACUAGUAUGAUUGAAGAAGAAACAUCGUCUUUAAAGCAGAAAAAGAUGGAAUUUGAAUACGAAAAAGCUACGUUCAAUAAACAAACUGAAUUUGCUAAAAAUAUAUUGAAAAAACAAGACGAAGAACUCACGAUGUUAAAGGAAGAUUUUCAAAGGGAAUAUCAAGAAAAAAUAUCAAAAGUAGACGAGGAAAAAUCAAAAAUUAUAAAAGAUAGUGCUGCGGUAGCCAAAGAAAAGGCAUCAGUAAUAAAUUUGAAACAAGAACUUGAGAAACUGAAAGCCGAGCUGCAGGCACAGCUAGAAGAAGUUUCCGAGGAGAGAUCGAAGUUGAAUGCUGAAAAACAACAGAUGAACAUGGAAGAACAGAGAAUAAUGGCUAAGAGUCGAGAUUUAGAUCUUCUAGCAAAGACUGCAAUAGAAAAACAAUCUCAAGCAGAUAAGAAAUAUUCAGAAGCGGAAUUUUUACAAAGAAAAUACGAAGAUAGGAUACGACGAAUCCAAGAGCAUGUUGUUUCAUUAAAUUCUAGAGAAAAACAGAUCGCUAGGGAAAAAGUAGCUCUUUCCAGAGAAAGAUUAACAUUACAUAAUGAGAGGAAGCAGAUAGAGAGUCGGCAGCAAUGCUCAUUAUGUAAAUCUACGCAAAAUGCUCCAUACAGUUUUGAAAAUUAUACAUUUCCAGAAUCGUAUUUGAAUGUUCCAGUCGCGAGAGAUAUUAAAGAUGGAAAUGUGAAUUCUGCCAUGAAUGCUAUAGAGCAAGAAAUGGCCCAUCUAAUGAGUAGAAAUUUUAAUCUGAGACAUAAUCCAGUGAUUGCUAAUGUAGGCAAUGAAGACCGACGUUUAAGUAACGUAAAUGAUCUCCCAAGUUCGGAACCUAUGCAGAUGGAAUCUGGACCUUUUAAGGAAUACAUGGAUCCGAAAUUCAUGAUGCUUCGUCUCGACGUUCAGAAGGUGUUAAGCAACCUCGAUCAACACAAAAGAGAUAAUGUCGAAGACAAUGCAAUUGAAGAAGAGUAAUUUGAAGUGAAAAAGUGUAGUCUAGUUUUAAUUGAAUAAAACGUAAGUAAAAGUAUAAUAAAGUCUAAAAGGCUAGCAUCCAAAACGGAUACCGUCGGGUAAUUGUUAUAUCUCAAUUGUAUCAAUCUUGGCAACGUGGACCAUUCAGCGGGAAGAUGGGUCGACAUUGUAAGGAUCUAGGGUCGAAUCUAGAUACGAUUGGCUCACCGAAAAAGGUGGCACGAUAUGAGAGGUCUAUACCCAGCAGUAGGACUGGUAAGUUGUGGAUGAUAAUAUAUCCAGUAGUGUUCAUUUUUGUUCGGUUGUGGUUCAUGGU
Molecule: messenger RNA, 3685 nt
Organism: Manduca sexta (tobacco hornworm)
Lineage: Eukaryota; Metazoa; Arthropoda; Insecta; Lepidoptera; Sphingidae
Product: golgin subfamily A member 4
Exons: 11
Coding region: 430-3369 (979 amino acids)
Biological process (GO): cilium assembly; establishment of epithelial cell polarity
Cellular component (GO): ciliary basal body; centriole; ciliary transition fiber
Source: RefSeq, a predicted model, not a curated record